Zychaea mexicana is the source of this 615-nucleotide messenger RNA. Its product is annotated as histidine phosphatase superfamily. Gene Ontology annotation, biological process: regulation of pentose-phosphate shunt; positive regulation of DNA repair; fructose 2,6-bisphosphate metabolic process. Gene Ontology annotation, molecular function: fructose-2,6-bisphosphate 2-phosphatase activity. The coding region runs from base 1 to 615 and encodes 204 amino acids. Lineage: Eukaryota; Fungi; Mucoromycota; Mucoromycetes; Mucorales; Lichtheimiaceae. The record is from RefSeq and is a predicted model, not a curated record. Gene Ontology annotation, cellular component: cytosol. The transcript has 3 exons.
AUGAACGAUGGCUUCAGGGGCAAACAGCAAGCUAUCUUGGUCGGCAGACGUCUUUCCAUCGAUGAAUAUGACAAAGCAUUCUGUAGCGAUCUUACGCGCUGCAAACAGACUGCCCAGGCCAUCAUCGAUCACCAACGACCUGGCGUGACGAUCCCAAUGGAUUAUCGAUCUGAUAUCCGAGAACGUGGAUUCGGUUCUCUCUCUGGAAAACCCAUAUCUUAUCUCAUGACCGAAGCUGCUCGUCGAGGUGGAAACAUGGAUCACUUUGUCAAGGAUAAUGGUGGUGAAACGACAGACGAGUUUGAGAAAAGAGUUAUCCAGGCCUAUCAAGACAUAUUGAAGGAUAUCGAAGAAACGGAUGCGGAUGUGAAACGCGUGCUGGUGGUGACACAUGGAGGACCUUUGAAGGUGCUUGCCCGGUACUGGAUUGAGCAAGCACAGUUCAAGGUCGACCCAGCCAACUUUGCGACGGCCGGUAACCACGGGAACACCGCUGUCACUCGGAUACAGGUGCCAAGGCAACAGCAAGGUCAAAAUGGCUUCAUAGAACUUUUGAAUUCUACCACGCAUCUCGGUGACCAGCGUGGACCCGUCGAUCCUCCACCUUCUGUUUAG